Molecule: messenger RNA, 623 nt
Organism: Leptonychotes weddellii (Weddell seal)
Lineage: Eukaryota; Metazoa; Chordata; Mammalia; Carnivora; Phocidae
Source: RefSeq, a predicted model, not a curated record
GGCGUGUGCGUCUGGCGUCCGGCCGGCGCAGGAUGGCGGCUCUGAGGAGCUGGCUGUCGCGGAGCGUAGCCUCCUUCUUCAGGUACAGGCAGUGUGUUCCUGUCGUGGCGAACUUUAAGAAGCGCUGCUUCUCAGACUUGAUAAGACCAUGGCACAAAACUGUGGCAGUUGGAUUUGGUGUGACCCUGUGUGCAGUUCCUAUUGCACAGAAAUUGGAGCCUCAUUCUCUCAGUAAUGACGCAUUAAUGAGGAGGGCUGUGUCUUUGGUAACAGAUAGCACCUCCACCUUUCUCUCUCAGACCACAUAUGCAUUGAUUGAAGCAAUCACUGAAUAUACUAAGGCCGUUUAUACUUUAAUUUCUUUGUACCGACAAUAUACAAGUUUACUUGGGAAAAUGAGUUCACAGGAGGAAGAUGAAGUGUGGCAGGUGAUCAUAGGAGCCAGAGUUGAGAUGACUUCAAAACAACAAGAAUACUUGAAGUUGGAAACCACGUGGCUGACUGCACUUGGUCUUUCAGAGAUGGCGGCAGAAGCUGCAUACCAAACUGGUAGGUUCAAGUUGUCGCUCCCUAGGUGCCAUCUGAGUUUUCAUCUGGCUGUAAAAUGAAGGAUUUAGAUUAGU